Aspergillus fischeri NRRL 181 is the source of this 1068-nucleotide messenger RNA. Its product is annotated as isopenicillin N synthase family dioxygenase. The record is from RefSeq and is a predicted model, not a curated record. Lineage: Eukaryota; Fungi; Ascomycota; Eurotiomycetes; Eurotiales; Aspergillaceae. The coding region runs from base 1 to 1068 and encodes 355 amino acids. The transcript is spliced from 2 exons. Gene Ontology annotation, molecular function: dioxygenase activity.
AUGGACGACAACCUCGCGCAGCAUGCGUGUCAUCCCAUCACCACAGCGAUUGAAAAGGACGAUCUUGUCAUUCCUGUCAUUGAUUUUGGCCCCUUCCUGAGAGGAACACCAUCCGACAAACAUGCUGUCGCUGUUUCCAUCACAGAUGCAUUUAAGACAUCGGGGUUUCUCUACCUAAAAGACCAUGGAAUCCCAUUUUCCACAGUAUCCCAGGUAUUUGAGACUUCAGCCCGCUUCUUCGCUCGCCCCCAGGAUCAGAAAGACAGUUUGUGCUGGACUUCUCCGCAGUCGAACCGUGGUUACGUCAAGACGGGACGAGAGAAGCUGAGCUUACCUGAAGAUAAUGUCGACAAAGAUACCGCUAGACUGGCGACACCAGAUCUUAAGGAGACAAUGGAGAUUGGUCGCGAUGAUGUUGACGGUCUUCCUAAUCGAUGGCCAGACCAUUUCGAUGACGAGGGGAAGGAUUUCAAGAAAGCGAUGCAGUCAUUCUUCGCAAUGUGCAAAUCCCUGCAUACAGAGGUCAUGCGGGCUAUCGCUCUUGGAAUGAACUUACCAGAGCACUACUUUGAUGAAUUCGUGGAUGCGGGAGAUAAUAAUCUCCGUCUGCUGCAUUACCCAUCUGUGCCCAAAGAUGUCUUCAAGAAGAACGCAGGCCAGGUUCGUGCUGCAGAGCACAGUGAUUAUGGAUCUAUCACACUCCUGUUCCAAGAUCGUCGUGGAGGGCUGCAGGUUCGGAGUCCCAAGGGCACCUUUGUCGAUGCUACGCCUAUCGCAGACACAGUCGUCGUCAAUGCUGGAGACCUACUAGCUCGGUGGUCCAACGACAUCAUCAAGAGCACUCGUCAUCGCGUUGUCGAGCCUCCAAGUAUCGCAGGUGUCGACGCAGAUGACGGCUCAGAUACAUACCCGGCGCGAUAUAGUAUCGCAUACUUCUGCAAUCCGAAUAUGAACAAAUUUAUUGAUGCCCUACCGGGGACUUUCGGGGAAGAAAUUAGCCAGAAAAAGAAAUACCCAGGAAUUACCGCCGGAGACUAUCUUGUGCAACGAUUGACAGCAACCAUCUAG